AAGUGCUCCUUAAUCCCUAGUCAUUAUUAUCUCAAGUACACGUCAGGUUGUUAGGUUGGCAACACAAAGUAAACAGAUCCUUUUCAUUCAUCAUUUGAAAUGUACACGAUCACGUGCUAAAGGGAUGAUACCUCAAAUAAACACAGAAAGUUCAUCAUGUAGGAAAGACGCCUUGUCAUAUAUUGAGAAAAUGUAUCGUGUACGCGGAGAAUCCCAACCUGGUGGCUAUGGUACUGGAGAUUCUCUAAGAUGCAUCUUCUUGUGCGAAUUUCAUCCCACAGCUGGACCAAAGAUCACUUGCCAAGUUCCAGAAAAUUACAUUUCAAAAGAAAGUUUUGAUGCUGUUAGUGUAUAUAUAAUACCUAAAGCCCAGUUACAAAGAAGUACUAUUACAAUUACUUUAUUUGAAUCAAAGAUCCUUGGUUUUCCUAUUAGAAUAGAUGAUAAGAAAUAUGCUAGAAAUGCUUUCUAUUUCAAUUUGUGUUUUGUAUGUGAUGCAUCAGCACGCAGUGUACAAUAUGAACCUGUUGUCAAAAAGUUUGCUGACUAUUUGAUGACUAUGGAAUUGGAAUUCCAUUUCCUUUCAAAUCAGAAACAGACUCCAAAUGAGAAGAUCAGACUACCGAAAAUGUUGCAACAAGUUUUAAAUGAUCUGAACAAUCAUAAAAUGUGCACCCUUACUGCUGGAACAACCACCACACAUUUGAAAGUAGUUAGAAUUUCAAAAGAUCCAGAACCUGUUCAAGACCAUGAAGUUCCUAUCUUCAUUGAAGAUGAAAAUGUUUUCCGUAGAGAACAAUGGGACCUUACUACAUAUCAGGUUACCUAGAUUUUCCUUUUGUAUUUAUUAUAUAAAAGCGUAUUAUCUGUGUGUGUUCCAUAAAAUAUAUUCAACCACUGGAGAGUUGCAAUUCAAAACAAAAUGUGUAUUUUGUUUUUGUGGAGC
Messenger RNA from Gryllus bimaculatus (two-spotted cricket), 946 nucleotides. The record is from the annotation of a GenBank genome assembly. Lineage: Eukaryota; Metazoa; Arthropoda; Insecta; Orthoptera; Gryllidae.